AAGAGCGACGUUGCGCCAGGUCAAAGGUCAGCCAUGAAACAUGGCGGCGGCGGUGACCUUCUGCCGGCUGUUGUGCCGGUCCGGCGCGGUUGCGCGGAGCCUGCCCCUCGGCGCCAGGUGUUUCGGGGUGCAGGUCUCGCCGACCGGGGAGCAGAUCACACACACUGGCCAGGUUUAUGAUGAAAAAGACUACAGGAGAAUUCGGUUUGUAGGUCGUCAGAAAGAGGUAAAUGAAAACUUUGGCAUUGAUUUGAUAGCAGAGCAGCCGGUGAGCGAGGUGGAGACUCGGGUCAUCUCGUGCGAUGGCGGCGGGGGCGCGCUGGGCCACCCGAAAGUAUACAUCAACUUGGACAAAGAGACAAAAACGGGCACGUGUGGUUACUGUGGGCUGCAGUUCAGACAGCGCCACCGCUAGAGCCAUGACACGCGGGGGUUCUGCAGCGUCCACAUGAGCAUUUCCAUGGGAAGAUGAGCGCGGGAGGCUCGCCGAUUGUGUGUGAAGGAUAUUCCUGGUGCUGAAUAAAGGUAUUCCAUGUUGCUGUCAGUGGCUGAAA
Messenger RNA from Saimiri boliviensis boliviensis (Bolivian squirrel monkey), 554 nucleotides. RefSeq names its product NADH:ubiquinone oxidoreductase subunit S6 (gene NDUFS6). Gene Ontology annotation, biological process: mitochondrial electron transport, NADH to ubiquinone. The record is from RefSeq and is a predicted model, not a curated record. NCBI's taxonomy places the organism in Eukaryota, Metazoa, Chordata, Mammalia, Primates, Cebidae. Gene Ontology annotation, cellular component: respiratory chain complex I.